CACACACACACACCAUUCAGUGCGCUAUAUCAAUGUGUACGUGUUAUUUAUAGAUGAUAGAUACGUACACCCGGCGUUCACAUUCUUCUUCCUCUCUUUCCAUAUAAGGAACGUGACAGGACUCUUCCUAGAAAUGAUGUAGCUAAUCCUUAUGUACCUUAGCAAUCCUUAUGUAUCUUCAUGAUUGGACGUAUUUAUAAAUGGUCCCCUUCAAUAAAUUAUAUCGUCAAUCCACCCGUUGAGGUUUAAGAUUCAUUCUAACACCUGACAGACACGAAUUAUAGUUGAACACUCAUCAACUUAAUUCAGGCUUUCCCUUCCACAAUAUUACUCCUGUGGUACUGCCCUGCCCGUUCCACAAAGCGAUCUAAGGGCUAAGUUGAUUGUAACUCACUAAGUAUGCGAUCUUAAAUUUUUGUUACUAUCAGCCGACCGUUCCACCCGUAUCCGCCCAUGUAAACGGUUAACGGCAUACUUACAAGAUCGGGAAAUUCCAGUACCGAGGCCUUCCUGUUCACGCGCUAUCGAUCAGACCCUGUGUGGAGUUCGAAACCGAAAGUAACUUGCUUGAUGACGUCACAACAGAUCCCGAGUUGAGUUGCGUCUGCCACUGUGCGGUCUGAAAUCGGGGAUAGGACAAUAAGGUUAAGAUAUCAUGGGUGCCACAGCCACUUCUCUGUUCAAAGUGGUUUAGAGUUCAAUCAAGUCGCUGUCAAGGAAAUUCUGCAAAAAGCUGUGAAGCUGCAGCAUGGCUGAAGGUAAUUUCCCUGUCCGUAUUGUGAGACUUCCUGGAACAGAUCUUGAGCAGACCAAUAGAGACAGGCAAAACAGUUUAUCAGAUCUGCCAGCCCAUGCUUAUGAAUCACCUGACCAAAGAGGCCGAGGACGAGGUAGAGGAUGGAGGGGACGUAACAGGGGCCGCGGUAGAGGUCAGUCAGAAGGACACAAUAAUGACCAGAGUACUGACAAUGGGCGUGGUAGGUACCAAGGCAGAUCGCGUGGAAGAAAUAAUAGAGGUGGAAAAGGAGGGGACAGUGGUAUGAGACGUUGGCAAAGCAGUGAGGUGAUAGGUACUGCUAGAUCACCCGAGGAUGGAUCCCAAGGAGCCCCAGGGCGUGGAGCCAGGAAGGAAUAUGUUGAGAGACCAAUGGGCUACAGGAAACUGAGUGACCUGGCGUCUAGAGACAGUUGUGAAGAUGUGACACUGGAAUUGACCAGUGCAAAUAAUGGUUUUGAAAUGUUGCUAAAGUUGGAUAGAAUAAAACCGGACUGGAUGGAUCUGUUGCUACAGAUUUUAGAAAAGGCAUGUAAAUCUAUACAUAGAGAAAGUGUUCUGCUGGUUUUAACAAAACUUUGUUCGUCAACAUUUAUUGAAAAGCAUGUAAUGAAUUUUCUAACAGGUGAGCUACAGCCUCCAUAUUCAGUUAACAUGGUUGACAAGGUCAAACGAUUACUAUGUCUCUUUGACACAAUCUGUCAUAGGCUUCCCUCGUCAGCAGAAAAAUGUGUAGGGAGCCUGGUGGUCAUGAAGGCAGUGUUUGAUGUACACCAGCUAACAGCUAUCCAUACAGACCUCGAACAGAAUAGAAUGGAACUGUUGGCAAUGUGCCAGGGAGCUGCACUAGUUGAAAAGGAAGAAGAAAGGGUGAAACAGUCGCAGGGCAGAAAAAGAAGGCCAAUGACUAAUGCCGAUGAUGAUACUCCUCCAGAUGAUUUCAGAAAGUUGCAGAUGUAUCCCGACCCAGAGGAUCUGCAACUUAAUCAGGAUGUUUUCCUUCGGAAGAACAAGGACCAGGGAAGCUAUCCAGACCUCAACACCUACUUGGAUGUACAGUUUAGGCUGCUGAGAGAAGACUACAUCCAACCUCUGAGAAGGGGUAUACAAGACUACAGAAAUGCUUUGAAGAAAGGAGAAACACCUAAGAAAUUGUCAGAUUUGCGGCUGUAUUAUGAUGUCCAUGUCAUUGGAUCAGUCUGUAAUGAAGACGUUGAAACCAGACUGAAGUUUGAUACCUCCAGUACCAGCAAGAUCAGAUGGCAGUCAUCGAAGAGAUUGAUCUAUGGGUCGUUGGUUUGUUUGUCUCAAGAUGAUUUUGAAACGAUCAUAUUUGCUACUGUGACAAACAGAAAUGUCAAGGAUCUGGAAAAAGGUAUCAUCCAAGUUAGAUUUGAAAGUGGCCAUGAUGUCAUCCUAAAUGCCAAGGCAAAUGAUUCCUUCAUCAUGGCAGAAACAACUGCCUAUUUUGAGGCAUAUAAGCAUGUACUUUGCCGAUUGCAACAGAUCACAGACAACAUGCCUUUCCAGAAGUAUAUUGUUGAAUGCAAGACAACAGUUGGUCCUCCAAAAUAUUUUUUGGAAGGUGGAGGCAUCACUAGCUACACAUUGGCAGUACUUGGUGACCAGUCACCAGCUUUACUGUCAGUACCUGUUCUGAACGUUUUAGGAUGGCCGCAUCUGUCUUCUUUUAACUUAGACAAUACACAGCUGCUAGCAGUGAAGACAGCACUGACUAAAGAGGUAGCUAUCAUUCAAGGCCCUCCUGGAACUGGAAAAACAUAUGUUGGGCUAAAAAUUGCCGAGGUGCUUUUCGCAAACAGAACUGCUUGGUCAAAGGAUCCAACAAGCAAUGCAGUGUUGGUAGUUUGUUACACAAACCAUGCUCUUGACCAAUUCCUGGAAGGGAUUGCUCGUUUUCUUCAAGAGGAUAUUGUUCGAGUUGGAGGGAGAAGUAGCAGUGAAGAAUUAAAGAAAUUCAACUUGAAAGAACUCAGAAUGGAAAAACGUAAGGAGAAGAGUGUCAGAAGAAGUGUCAUAAAUAACUCUUAUCAAUGCAGGAAGUUUAUGACAGCUUUAAGGCGGGAUAUAGAGGAGGUUAGCGGAAGGAUUGAGGUGAGUUCAAUUGGAAUUCUCAAUGAGAAGGUCCUGAUGCGAUUUAUGGAUGGCCAUCAUUACCAAUCACUUACGGAAAGAUAUGCAAGAGACUCCAACAUGGCUGCUGUUCAAAUCUGGCUAGGAUUGGAGGAUUUGACAUGUCAGAGCGAAGGUGAUCAGGCCAAAAUCGCUUUGCUAGAACACUGGGUUCAGCUUAUAUUAAAGGUCUGUUCUCGUUACAUCCAAGAGAAGAAAAACAAACCCAUCGAUGUUGAGAAGGUCAUGUCUUUGGGACUUGUUCAUCGAGUUGACCUGUAUCACGCCUGGAUAGAACAGUUCAGGUCCCAUAUUAGGAAGAAAAUACAUGAACUGGAAGAAGGAUGCGACGAGGAGGAGGAGGAGGAUAAAUUUGAAAGCCCGGAACUACAUGGACUCCGACUGCAACUUGAGUCAUCACAGAAUUAUGUUCUCAUGGAUGCACCUCUUCGUCCAUUUGUCCCAAAUGACAUCUUCAGAGCUAUUACAACUGGGAAGUAUUCUCGUUUUGAAGAAGGGUGCGCAAUUCAGGCUUGGCUUGGGGCCUCCCGUUACCUACUGGAAGAGGGUCUUCCCUUAGCAAUACAACAACUAGAACUUGAAACUGAAGAUGAUGAAUAUGAUGAUGAGGGGCUGAAUGCAGAUGAAGAGGCAGAUAUCAUUACAGCUCAGAGAUUGGUUGAUGAUCAAGACAACAUAUUUCAGACAAAAUCGGGAAAUUCAGCGUUUCGUAUUAAGAAGGCUAUGGAAUCCGUUGCCUUGAGUAUGGAGAGUUUGGAGAAGAAAGACGGGAAAAAGAAGGAAGGGAAGGAUGGAGAGUGGGAGCUUCAGCCUCAGCAGAAGAAGAAACUCAAAAAGCAGCUGGAAAGUAUAUUGAAAAGUAAAGAGUGCAUGGAAGAGAAACAGGUUGAUUGUAUAGAUGAUGUUUGGGCUGUGCCCAUUCAGCAACGAGCCUCUCUGUACAGAUACUGGCUGCUGAAGUACCAGAACUAUCUAAAGGAAUCCAUCCAAGGGAAAGAAGAGGAAUAUCGAAAAACAGCAAGUCGUUUGAAAGAGGUUCUCCAAGAAGAGGACAGAGAUAUUCUAGCUGAAGCAAAAGUGAUUGGUAUGACAACAACUGGAGCUGCCAAACAUGCAGCUCUGUUGCAAGCUGUUGCUCCGAGAAUCAUCAUUGUUGAAGAGGCUGCUGAGGUCCUUGAGUCUCAUAUCAUCACAACACUCAAUCCUAGAUGUCAGCAUCUCAUCCUUAUUGGCGAUCAUCAACAGCUCAGACCAAAUCCAACUGUCUAUGAACUAGCAAAGACUUACAAUUUAGACAUAUCUCUUUUUGAGAGACUGAUAAAGAAUGACAUGCACCAUGUCACUCUCGGGCACCAGCAUAGGAUGAGACCUGACAUUUCUGUCCUCAUCAAACACAUUUAUCCUGAGCUUCAAGAUCAUCAGUCUGUUACCACAUUUCCGGAUGUCCUCGGGGUUGAAAAGAAUGUCUUCUUUGUUCACCAUGAACAUGACGAAGAGCAUCAAAGUGAAACCAUGAGUAAAACCAACGAGCAUGAAGCGUCAUUCAUUGUUGCUCUUACUCGAUAUUUUCUUCUUCAAGGUUACAAACCGUCUGAGAUCACGAUCCUUGCUGCUUACACAGGUCAAAUCCUACUCAUCAAAAAACACAUGUCUAAAAUGACAGACAUGUUUAAAGGUGUUCGGCUUACCUCUGUUGACAAUUAUCAAGGUGAAGAGUGUAAAAUCGUCUUACUUUCCUUUGUCCGAAGUAAUGAAGAAGGGUCGAUAGGAUUCCUUGGUAUUGAGAACCGAGUAUGUGUGGCUUUGUCAAGGGCAAAAGAAGGACUCUAUGCUGUUGGAAAUUUUCAUCUUCUCUCCCAAAAGAGUUCUCUGUGGAAAAAGAUUACUGAGACAUUGAAAGAAAAGAAAUUCCUUGGUCUCUCCCUUCGGUUGAAAUGCCAAAAUCACCCGGAAGUGACAAUAGAUGCUUCCGAAGCUAGUGACUUUGAAAAAGCUCCAGAAGGAGGGUGUACAAGACCAUGUGAUAUCAGACUGCCAUGUGGCCAUGUCUGUGAACGAAUUUGUCACAACGUAGACCGGGAGCACAAUGGUUUCAGAUGCAGGAAACCCUGUACCAGAGGAUUUCCACAGUGCAGCCAUGAUUGUCCAAAGAAAUGUUUUGAGAAAUGUGACAAUUGUCGUAUUCCUGUACCAAAGACCAUUCCUAUGUGUCGUCAUGUGGACAUGGUUCCCUGUUCCAGAGAUCCAUAUUCCUGGGCCUGUACCAAGACAUGUAACACCAAACUGCCAUGUAGUCACCAAUGCAAGGGAAAGUGUGGCAACUGCCGGAAAGGAGGACACAGAGAACUCUGUACAGAGAUGGUAGAGAAAGUCUGGCCAUGUGAACACAUCCUCCAGACAAAGUGUCAUGAAGCCAACCUUGCAACAAUAUGUGACCGUCCAUGUCAGACUACACUUGACUGUGGACACAAGUGUAAGGGAACAUGUGGAGCGUGCUUCUUUGGGCGUAUUCACAAGGCAUGCAAAGAAAAGUGUAAAAAGAAGCUCCCAUGUUCCCAUAAAUGUCAGCAACCCUGUGGAGCUGCCUGUACUCCCUGCAGUGACGUUUGCACCACCGCCUGUUCUCAUAGUGUAUGCAGCAAGCCCUGCGGUCAAGUCUGUCUCCCAUGUACGGAAGUUUGUCCUGGUGGAUGCAAACAUUCUACUUGCACAAAGCUGUGUUCUGAUGAAUGUACCAACACGCCAUGCGAGUUGCCAUGUGACAAGAUGGUGUUUCCAUGCAGACAUAAGUGUAUUGGGCUUUGUGGAGAAAUGUGCCUGUGCAGUGAAUGUUAUAAGGGGCCACUUCCAACUACCUCUACCACAUCAGAGGAGUCAGAAACGUUCAUCAGAUUCAAAUCUUGUGAUCAUGUAUUCACCAAGACGUACAUGGACAUAUGGAUGAAAGCUGCAUCGGCAAAGUAUGCCACUUUGCCAGUCUGCCCCAAAUGUCAGAAGACAAUAAAGGGAAGUGCCAGAUAUGCUAAUAUCAUCAAGAAAAGCUUCUCAGAAAUACAAGAUAUGAAGAAAGAACUUGAGGCCGCAUCUUCAACUAAGAGCAAACUCACCACCCUUAAAGCAUCUUUCUCCAGUUCCCCUCUUCCAAUGGAUGUAAUCAGGAAGCUUCAGGACUUUCUCAUGAACCCACACAGUACCAUCAAUACCGUCAAUGCUGUUAAGAGUCAGUUCUCAAUGUCCGUUGAUCUCUAUGAGAUUCAGCAGCUGCUCACCAGCUCCCACCUGAAAGCAUCCGAAGAAGCCAAAGAUGUUGACGUCCUUCUGAACCAUGUCCUACAGAAGAAAGACUUCAUGAGCCCUCAGAUGAUCAAAGAGUACAGGGCUGAGAUCAGGAGACUCUUAACCAAGAUAACACAAUCUGGUCCAAAGGCUCCUAAACAUAACCCUGCUGAGGAGGGUACAUCUGUUUAGUCUCUGCUAUGGAAAAUGCAAGUGAUUCAUUAUGUAAUUUCAGUGAAGUAAUUAGCCAAGUAACAGGUGUUAAAACUGCCGGUUUAAAUAUUUUGUAUUAGUGGACAAUGGUAUUUCAAGAUACUUUAAUUAUGUUCCAUACGCCGAUCGGUCAGAAAACCGACGUCUAGUGGUUUGUAGACUGCAGUCCAUUCUACUGUCAGCUGGUGUCAUCAAAUAUAUACUACAUACCUGUUCGCUGUGUGCUGUAAAGAGAAUGCAUACUUGAGGAAAGAAUUACUUGUGUGUUUAUCUCUGAUUAUGUUUUUCUUUGUGCUCAUUGUAUUUUAUUUAUGGCGGUAAUCUUCCGCUCGUGCUUGUUUAUCUAUUCACCUCCAAAUAAGUAUGGGAACACAUUGUAUGAAUGUAGUAUAGAUAUGUUUUAGUUUCAGACAUUUCAACAGAGUAGAAAGGAUAGUAGCAAAUCACACAAAUGCGUCCUCAGAUACCACGGCUUUUAUGCAAUGACCACAUCUUGGACUGAUGAUGUGAUUUAGUGAAUGGAAAGCGGUCAUUCCCGUCGUGCAAAAAUCAAAAUUCAUGGAAGAACUAGAAGGAACAUCUGGUGCACGGAUGCUACACCACUUUGGUCUGUGCAUCACGUCGAACAACUAACCUUGUGCGGACAUCAUCUCAUGUGGAAUAAACAAAAGUCCCGAUUCUGCCUACAGUUUAAUUAUGGUCCUGAGACGCCUUAGUACAUUUUACCACCGUGCGUGAGAGGGGCUUGUUUGUCAGUGGAUCUUUAAUGAUCCCAUGAGGCUUUAGUUGCCAUCACACGACUUCCCUUCCCAUGCCCAAGGCUACAUCGGUGCAGGAAGUGCAUUCUGCUAAGUGGUCGUUAUUGACACCAUCCGACCAUGUGUCACGUACCUUUUUGGACCCAAUUGCGUCGAUCGGUGCUCAUAAUGUCAGUCACCGGAUUGUCUUGUCGAGACUCGUUUAUUUACCGACCGCCGUCAUAUAGCUGGAAUACUGAGUGCGGCGUUAAACAACAAACAAACAAACAUUACCUGCUUCCAGACUCCCGUCAAAAUCAUCCCCUAUUUUUCCUUUGCACUUAUUUUACAGCAUUGUCUGUACUUUUUGUUUUCAAAUAUAUGGUCAUAUCAGUUUUGUUUUCAUGGUGUCCGGAAAACCAGGUUUUCCGAUACUAUUUUUGAUAGUGUUUGUGGACAGUUGGGUUCAGUUGUGUGAAUGGUCAUCACAGGCCACAACCGUGCUGACUCUGGUACAAUAUGUUAUAGCAAUCAGCUAUACCUUUUGAUGAUACCGUAAAAGGUGACUAUGCUUGUCGUAAAAGGCGACUAACGGGAUCGGGUGGUCAGGCUCGCUGACUUGGUUGAUGCAUGUCAUCGAUCCCAAUUGGGUGGAUCGAUGCUCAUGAUAUCAGUCACUGGAUUGUCUGGUCCAGACUCGAUUAUUUACAGACCGCCGUCACAUAGUUGGAAUAUUGCUGAGUGCGGCGUUAAACAACAAACCAAUCAAUCAAUAAUGAUACACAUUACAUGAAACCACAAAUAAACAUGACAAACACAUGGACAACUAUGAACCAAAUUAAUUUGGAUUUACAGAAAUGAGAAACGGCCUUAUCCAUCCCCAUGAAGAGAAUUAGGGUCAAACAAUUAAAAUUAUAACUACUCAUUUUCUAGCCUUGGAGAAAUGACACUCACCAAUUUGGAUGAUUGAUAAAAAUAUCAUUGUGACGUUUUCGUCAAUUAACUAAACAUGCUUUUUACUUGAUAUUUUGAUUAUAUCCAUGCUGUGGUUGUAGGUGUAUGUUUGAUUUAGUUUGUUGUGCAUUUUACAUCCUUUAUACUUUUUUAUAAACGUCACAAAUACUUGUUUGUUCGUGUUUAGGAACCAUCUAAUUGUUCCGAUUAUGCAGUUAGCAUGUCAUGUUCAGUUCAAAAUUGUAUUAUAACAACGUCAAUUCAAAUUCAUAUGAUUUCAAAAUCAAUUGUUUAGCAUUAAGACUGUUGUUUUCAUUAUUUCAAUGUCAAUAGUAUUAUGUAUAUAUUGUGAAGGUAGUAUUUACAUAGUUUGCAACCAAGUGUGUAUGAAAACCUCUGCUUUAUGAGUGGCAUUUUAAAAAACAUUGUAUAUUUUUUUCUUGUGCUUGUUUAAUGCUAUUUGGUGCAUUAUUUCAGCGUUCGAAAUACCUGCCUGCCCGACCGUCCGAGACGGGUUGAUUUCAACUCGGGCUGCCAGGUUUUCAAAUCCCCCUGCCCGGCGGUCGGGUUAUGUUUCAUAUGUGAAUAUAUUCUAAAUAUUCCCCGAUGAUAAGCAUUAAUUCACAUGUAAAGAUGAAUGAUAAAAUGUAACCAAAAAGAAACCCCGUUAGCUAACCUAAAAUUUAGGCCCUGUUUAGGAAUAAGGAUAUUUACAUGAUGUAGUCCAGGAUAUUAAAUACAAAUCUGACCUAAAAAGUGUUUGCUAUUUCUUUUCUUGCAUUACUUCAUGUUCAAUGAAUUCGAUUUAAAGUUUUAAUUAAAUUAUCCUGAGAAACAUAUGAUUAUAGUGGGCAGGCAGGUUUUGGUCAGGGCUGGCAGGUAUUUCAGCUAGCGAGUCCUGUGGUCUGGCUGAAAUAUUUGGGAAUUUCAUACCCUGAUUAUUUACAUAUUAUUAUCAGAACAUAACUGUACCUUACUAUACCCGGAAACAAGAGAGUUAAGAGAAUACUUGUAUCUCUGCAGUAUGGACAUGACGUCCUCUGUGACCCGUGAAGAUCUGGGGGAGGAUAGGUCUUCAGCAACCCAUGCUAGUCGUAAAAGGCGAUUAUGCUUGUCGUCAGAGGCGACUAACGGGAUCGGGUGGUCAGGCUCGCUGACUUGGUUGAAGCAUGUCAUCGUAUCCCAAUUGCGUGGAUCGAUGCUCAUGGUAUUCAUCACUGGAUUGUCUGGUCCAGACUCGAUUAUUUACAGACCGCUGUCGUAUAGCUGAAAUAUUGCUGAGUGCGGUGUUAAACACCAAACAAACAAACAAACAAAUUACGUACUCUGUAGAUGGCGUACAACUGCGGACAAGGCAUUUGUGGUAAACUGUAGACGUGACGUACUUUGUAGACAUGAUGUCCAUGGUACAAUGUGAACAUGGUACAUGGUACACAUGACGUACACGAUACACUGUAGACUUGACGUACUGUCGAUAUGGCGUACAUGGUACAUUGUUGACAUGACGUACAUGAUAUAAAUGUAGACUUGAUGUACUAUCGACAUGACUUAUUUGGUACACUGUAAAUAUGGCCUGCACUUUAAUUCCUUAUAGUACAUUCCCUGUAGACGUGAUGAACACACGACAUGACGUGCAUGGUACACUGUAAACGGCCUGCACUGUAAUUCUAUAUAGGACAUUCCCUGUAGACGUGAUGAACACAAGACAUGACGUGCAUGGUACACUGUAAAUGGCCUGCACUGUAAUUCUAUAUAGGACAUUCCCUGUAGACGUGAUGAACACAAGACAUGACGUGCAUGGUACACUGUAAAUGGCCUGCACUGUAAUUCUAUAUAGGACAUUCCCUGUAGACGUGAUGAACACAAGACAUGACGUGCAUGGUACACUGUAAAUGGCCUACACUGUAAUUCUAUAUAGGACAUUCCCUGUAGACGUGAUGAACACAAGACAUGACGUGCAUGGUACACUGUAAAUGGCCUGCACUGUAAUUCUAUAUAGGACAUUCCCUGUAGACGUGAUGAACACAAGACAUGACGUGCAUGGUACACUGUAAAUAUGGCCUGCACUGUAAUUCUAUAUGGGACAUUCCCUGUAGACGUGAUGAACACAAGACAUGACGUGCAUGGUACACUGUAAAUAUGGCCUGCACUGUAAUUCUAUAUAGGACAUUCCCUGUAGACGUGAUGAACACAAGACAUGACGUGCAUGGUACACUGUAAAUAUGGCCUGCACUGUAAUUCUAUAUGGGACAUUCCCUGUAGACGUGAUGAACACAAGACAUGACGUGCAUGGUACACUGUAAAUGGCCUGCACUGUAAUUCUAUAUAGGACAUUCCCCGUAGACGUGAUGAACACAAGACAUGACGUGCAUGGUACACUGUAAAUAUGGCCUGCAUUGUAAUUCUAUAUGGGACAUUCCCUGUAGACGUGAUGAACACAAGACAUGACGUGCAUGGUACACUGUAAAUAUGGCCUGCACUGUAAUUCUAUAUAGGACAUUCCCUGUAGACGUGAUGAACACAAGACAUGACGUGCAUGGUACACUGUAAAUAUGGCCUGCACUGUAAUUCUAUAUAGGACAUUCCCUGUAGACGUGAUGAACACAAGACAUGACGUGCAUGGUACACUGUAAAUGGCCUGCACUGUAAUUCUAUAUAGGACAUUCCCCGUAGACGUGAUGAACACAAGACAUGACGUGCAUGGUACACUGUAAAUAUGGCCUGCAUUGUAAUUCUAUAUGGGACAUUCCCUGUAGACGUGAUGAACACAAGACAUGACGUGCAUGGUACACUGUAAAUAUGGCCUGCACUGUAAUUCUAUAUAGGACAUUCCCUGUAGACGUGAUGAACACAAGACAUGACGUGCAUGGUACACUGUAAAUAUGGCCUGCACUGUAAUUCUAUAUGGGACAUUCCCUGUAGACGUGAUGAACACAAGACAUGACGUGCAUGGUACACUGUAAAUAUGGCCUGCACUGUAAUUCUAUAUGGGACAUUCCCUGUUGACGUGAUGAACACAAGCCAUGACGUGCAUGGUACACUAUAAAUAUGGCCUGCACUGUAAUUAUAUAUGGGACAUUCCCUGUAGACGUGAUGAACACAAGACAUGACGUGCAUGGUACACUGUAAAUAUGGCCUGCACUGUAAUUCUAUAUGGGACAUUCCCUGUAGACGUGAUGAACACAAGCCAUGACGUGCAUGGUACACUGUAAAUAUGGCCUGCACUGUAAUUCUAUAUGGGACAUUCCCUGUAGACGUGAUGAACACAAGACAUGACGUGCAUGGUACACUGUAAAUGGCCUGCACUGUAAUUCAAUAUAGGACAUUCCUUGUAGACGUGAUGAACACAAGACAUGACGUGCAUGGUACACUGUAAAUAUGGCCUGCACUGUAAUUCUAUAUGGGACAUUCCCUGUAGACGUGAUGAUCACAAGACAUGACGUGCAUGGUACACAGAAGAUAUGAGUUACACGUUACACUAAAAACAUCACGUUCACUGUUGACAUGACGUUUUCGGGUCAAUUGAAAUCAAAGUAACCUCUGUCUUGCCAAAGUAAAGUUUACAAUAUCAAAACUACCAAACCUUGACAACUACUCUUCUUUGCUGAAUAUAUUGAGGAUAUUUCAUGUGUCGAGUGAAAUAUAAUGUUUCUCUCACCGAGUGACGGGGGAAAGGAGAUAUUUCAAUCGACACAUGAAAUAUCCUAUUUAUUAUAUACUUUUGGUGUAGUCGUCUGCAGGAAGAUUAAAUUAUUUCAUUACAAAUAUAAAACCUUCAAGCGUAAAUUCUCCCUACAUAACACACAUGGACGGUUUUCCACCCCCUGUAAGUACGACUAAAAAUGUAGUUCCGUCCUUGCUAAAUCUAAAAAAAAUAUAAACAAAAGUAACCAAAAAUAUUUGAUGUCACUAAAAUUCUUUAGUAUACAUUUGAAUAUGAUUAUAUACAAAAUCAACUUCAUCGAAAAAUAAAUUUCAAAUCAAUGAGACGGUUGUUCGAAGCGAAAGAAUACACGCAAUUCAAGUAACAAAAUGGCGUUUUGGGAAACGACUGACAAAUCAGAAGAGAAAUUCACAGUUUAAUACAAAUCAUUUUCAACAAAAUAACAAACGGUAAGAAUCGGUAUUAACUACAUAAAUGAUCAUCUGUCAUUAUAUGAUUUGUAAACGUUGAACUGACGUAAAUCAACAGUUUGUGUACGAGCUGUCUCGUGUAGGCCAAAAUAGUUCCGUCAACGUGUUAUGUUCACUGCAGUGAAAUAUCAGGUGUUAUGUUCACUGCAGUGAAAUAGCAAUUGUUAUGUUCACUGCAAUGAAAAUAUCACUUUUCUCAACUUCAGAAACCUCAGUCUUUCACACUGAAGUAUAUAAUAAAUUGGCCUACACGGCCAUAAAUACUAGUAAUCCAUUAACAUCUUUGAAUAAUCUAUUUAUUAAUAACUUAUAACUUAUAUAGAUGUCGUGACUCUCAUACAUGUCUAGCGGGCACGGGUGGCCCAGUCGUCUAAGUCGCUAUUCGUUUUGCAGAAUUGCCUCCCUUGAGCACACCAGAAACCUAAGAUUGUGGGUUCGAAUCCAGGUUCGCCACAAUUAUGUUUCUAGGUUUGUCAGCACUAUACCCGUGCUCGUGGGUUUCACCGAAGUGGUAAACGUCUGAGACCUGCAUCCCUUCGGGCUUUCCUCCCACAUUAAGCUGACACGCCGCGAUAAAAUAGAAUACUGUUAAAAGCAACGUUAAACCCAACUCACUCACUCACUCACUCUUAUAUAGAUGUCGUGCCUCUCAUACAUGUCUUGUUGAUUUUCAGGUUUUCUGUGGUUAGUUGUUUGAUGGAACCUAUCGCAGAAGUGAUAUUUAUACAUAGCUUUUUUGUGUUCCAACAGUGAUUUGUAUUAUUCCUAACUGAUAGUAAAUCGGGAUUGUUACAAUGUUAUACUGUAUGCAUGUGUGUAUCUAAAUUCCCACAAACCGACUGUAAACCAGUCGAAGAGUGUAUAAUUAAUGAGCAUUCUAUAUUAGUCUUUUCUGGAAAUCUGAUAUCCACUGGGUAUCUUCCCAAAACGUAGACCUGCCAAAACGCAGUCCCGUUAAAACAACACUCGUUAUGGCUGGUUGCAUCAGUAAUUAGUACCCUGUACCCUUGAUUAAGUAAAAUGGUAUCACCCAGAUGUGACCAGCAUGGCCCAAUUAAUUAGUGAGCUAAUUUUAACUGCUUUUUGGGAGGUCUGCAUUUUGGAGGUCAACGUUAUGGGAGGGAACCAUCCACUGUGUUAUUUUGGUUGUUGAUUGGAUACGGAUUGGAAAUAAAACUUUAUAUCUCAAA
This is a messenger RNA of Haliotis rufescens (red abalone), 13433 nucleotides long. RefSeq names its product NFX1-type zinc finger-containing protein 1-like. Gene Ontology annotation, cellular component: nuclear RNA-directed RNA polymerase complex. The transcript has 4 exons. Gene Ontology annotation, molecular function: helicase activity. Gene Ontology annotation, biological process: regulatory ncRNA-mediated heterochromatin formation. The coding region runs from base 749 to 6397 and encodes 1882 amino acids. The record is from RefSeq and is a predicted model, not a curated record. NCBI's taxonomy places the organism in Eukaryota, Metazoa, Mollusca, Gastropoda, Lepetellida, Haliotidae.